Molecule: messenger RNA, 729 nt
Organism: Desarmillaria tabescens
Lineage: Eukaryota; Fungi; Basidiomycota; Agaricomycetes; Agaricales; Physalacriaceae
Exons: 4
Coding region: 1-729 (242 amino acids)
Source: RefSeq, a predicted model, not a curated record
AUGCAUUUCAUGUCCACUUCGCAUCAUUUUAAUCCCCAGUACAUCUAUUGUCUCAGGUUCAAGUCGGAUCGUUCUGGAGUCGAAGACGUCGACGGAUCCAUGCACAUCAUCAUCGCUCGAUCACUCGAAUUGAAACCUAUAGUCGUCAACAUUUUGAACAUCGUAGCACGUAUCGAAAAGCCUAUGUUGUUGAUCAACACUUUGGUGUCGGCGAUGUUGCCUACAGAUAGUUGCAUUCAAGACAAAUGGGAAGAUUACGAAGAGGAAGUCUAUGCAAAUUACGCCUUCCUUUCUCUGUGGCUUCGUCCUGAACAGAUUAUCCCUUUUAAGGUGCAAGGCAGCGCCUUCGCAUUGUGUAUCUUUGUCCCAGACCAAAUUGAAUACAAUCUUUCCUUGGGGUUGGCAUAUGCCAUGCUUCGGGCAAUCAAGUCAUCUAAUGAUUCUAAUGCGAACGUAGUGUCUGUUGCGUACGAGAUUAAUCGAUCGGGGGCCUUUGCUAUCAUUCUACUCAAUGAGGAUUAUACAGAAACAUAUUGGAGAGUAAAGUCAAGGGCGGAAACACAACCAAAUGCUUUCUCAGAACCAUGUUACGGAAUACCCAUUGCUGUAACACCCGAUACUCCUGGUACAAGAGCGAGUUUCCAGGACCGUGUUUUAAUAAGUUCAGUGGUUUAUCGACUUUGGUGGGUACAUUUACCACUGUACUGCCCAAAGUCAAAUCUUGAUUGA